Yamadazyma tenuis ATCC 10573 is the source of this 618-nucleotide messenger RNA. RefSeq lists its product as uncharacterized. The record is from RefSeq and is a predicted model, not a curated record. NCBI's taxonomy places the organism in Eukaryota, Fungi, Ascomycota, Pichiomycetes, Serinales, Debaryomycetaceae.
AGACAUCAGUUUACAAUCUUCAUCCAAAGUAUCAAUACCUCAAGUUCUACUUUGGAAACUUCCUUUAAACGUUUCAUACUCCUAGCAAGCAUAUUCUUUUGUUUGCAGCCACUACACCACAGUUUUACCACCGAAAAAUGACUGAUUUUGCCUUUGACAACUACUGUAUCAAUUGUGAAAAGAUGUGUUCGACCAACUCCAUCUACUGUUCCGAAGCUUGUAAAAGAGUGGACGAACUGAACACGCAAAGAAUCAAUUCGACGUUUGUGCCGAUAGAUCACAUUGCUUCUCCUUUGUUAUCUCCCAACUAUAACUACAACUACUCCUAUCAAGGUCAAGAUUCCGAUUACACGUAUAGUUACACGGCUAGUGACGGAUCUGCUUCCGAUAAUUACUACAUCCCUUUGGACUCGAUUGACGAGAUCAACUUGAACUACUCUCUUUCCGAGUCGGCCAACAACAUUGUGUCAACCUCUCACAAUUACAAAAAGUGGUUGACUGGCACUUGUUUAUAAUUACAAGAAAUGUUCAUGAAGUUUACGAUAGUUUGAUACUCUCCGGGUUUGGGUUUAUAGAUAGGUUAAUAGCAAAGCAUAUAACGCAUUAUACAAAGCAUUU